AUGUCGUGCCACUCCAUUCGGCCAGGCUACAGAAGUGGCAGUCGGCGCUUUAGCUCGUGCAUGGCUGUCAUCCCCCGGACAGUGACCCUCUGUGCAGUGAGCAAGGGACCCUGCCGGCCUGGGGGUGGUGCGGGCCUCCGAGCCCUGGCCUGCCUCAGCUCACGGAGCCUGUGCAACAUGGGCUUCGGGAGGCCCCGGGUCGCCUACAGGUGCGGCUUGCCUGGCUUCGGGUACCAAGUGGGGGGCUCCUGUGGGCCUUCUCCCUGCAUCACCGCCGUCACCAUCAAUGAGAACCUGCUGGUGACACUCGAGCUGGAGAUUGAUCCAACCGUACAAAGGGUGAAGAGGGAUGAGAAGGAGCAGAUCAAGUGCCUCAACAACCGCUUUGCAUGCUUCAUCAAGAAGGUGAGGUUUCUGGAGCAACAGAACAAGCUACUAGAGACCAAAUGGAACUUCCUACAGCAGCAGAGGUGCUGCCAGAGCAACAUCGAGCCCAUCUUCGAGACUUACACUUACGCUCUCCAGAAGCAGCUGGACUGUGUGGCUGGGGACCCAACGAGGCUGGAGUCAGAGCUCUGUAGCCUCCAGGAAGUGCUGGAAGGCUACAAGAAAAAAUAUGAGGAGGAGCGCUCCCUGUGACCCUGUGCCGAGAAUGAGUUUGUCGCCUUGAAGAAGGAUGUGGACACAGCGUUCCUGAUGAAGGCUGACCUGGAGACAAACGUGGAGGCUCUGCUCCAGGAGAUCGACUUCCUGAGAGGCCUGUAUGAGGAGGAGAUCUGCCUGCUCCAGUCUCAGAUCUCAGAGACCUCGGUCAUUGUGAAGAUGGACAAUAGCAGGGAGCUGGACAUGGACAGCGUCAUCGCCAAGAUCAAGGCCCAGUAUGACGACAUCGCCAGCCGCAGCAAAGCUGAAGUGGAGGCCUGGUACCAGUGCCGGUUUGAGGAGCUGAAGAUGACAGCUGGGAACCACUGUGACAACCUCCGCAACUGCAAGAAUGAGAUCCUGGAAAUGAACAAGCUGAUUCAACGGCUGCAGCAAGAAAUUGAGAAUGUCAAAGCCCAGUGCUGCAAACUUGAGGGUGCCAUAACCGAGGCAGAGCAGCAGGGUGAGGCGGCCCUCAGCGAUGCCAAGUGCAAGCUGGCCGGGCUGGAGGAGGCCCUACAGAAGGCCAAGCAGAACAUGGCUUGCCUGCUCAAGGAGUACUAGGAGGUGAUGAACUCCAAGCUGGGCCUGGACAUCAAGAUCGCCACCUACAGGCGCCUGCUGGAGGGCGAGGAGCACAGGCUGUGUGAAGGUAUCGGGCCAGUGAAUAUCUCCGUGAGCAGCUCCAAAGGCGCUGUCCUGUACGAUCCCUGUGUAGUCAGCAGACCCAUGCUGAGGACCGAGUACUGCCUGGGGGGCACCAGCAUCCUGCAGAGCAGUGGGGGCUGCAGCAUCAUGGGCACUGGUGAACUCUAUAUCCCCUGCAAGCCCCAGGGAAUACUGGGCUGGGGGAGCGGGCGCAGCUCCAGCAUGAAGCUGGGGGCUGGGGGCUCCGCCAGCCACAAGUGUUAG
Molecule: messenger RNA, 1554 nt
Organism: Trichechus manatus latirostris (Florida manatee)
Lineage: Eukaryota; Metazoa; Chordata; Mammalia; Sirenia; Trichechidae
Gene: KRT82
Product: keratin 82
Exons: 9
Biological process (GO): keratinization; intermediate filament organization
Cellular component (GO): keratin filament
Molecular function (GO): structural constituent of skin epidermis
Source: RefSeq, a predicted model, not a curated record